AUGAAAUGUUUGAAAGAUCACCGUUGUCGCAUAUUUGUGUGUGGUAAAAUUCACACCGUUUUCCAGUUCUUUGAUCAAGUACGUUUCAGAAUGGUGGGUUUUGAGCGGACAAAGCAAGCAGCAGAUCUUUUUGCAAAAUUAAUUUGCUGUGCGAAUCCUCAGUGCUCACGGGAAACCGAUAAUCUUCAGACAUUAGGGACUGCAUGCAAACAUGCGUUUUGCUGGGACUGUAUCAACUCGUACUCACGCGUAGAUACAUUCACUCUUUGUCCCCGAUGUGCCUGUCCAUUGGACAUCCUUCAUCCGAGAUCAGCACAACUUUUCAAUAGUCUUGCGCAACACAUCAAUGAGUUCAAGCUGUUACUGGGUGAAUAUGAGCAAGCUGUACGGAGCGGUGGUGCCACUGCAGCUGCCACGAUUGCACAAACCCAGAAGCUUUUCGAAGUUCAUGCAGGAAUCGAUGACGAUGCGGUGAAUGCUAGAAAUGAGUUCGUCCUUCGUUAUUUGACUAUUUCGUCGUCUAUCAUUGUGAACUGGAUUGCAUUUAGAGCUAUAAAUGACUUUAUCAGCACUCAAAGAGUAUCGCCGUCCGUGCCAGGAGAAGAAGGGAAAGACCUAUCUCGAGAUAGUAGUUACUCCGAAGAACUAAAUGACACGCCGCCUCCAAAGCUUACGCCUGAUGGUAAUAAAGGUGCAGGGGCCAAGCCAACUGUUGAAUUUGCUGAUUGUUUCGACGACUUUUCUGAUGAAGAAGUCACGGCAACAACUUCGAAGAACGAUGUUAUCACGGACAGCAUACCGACAUUGGGUCCACCUGUGAUGACUUCUACACAAAAACCGACCUUAUUUCUUUCUCAAGCUGUACAUGCGCGUAGUGACUUGUUCCAGCAGGAAUCUACCCAGGAGGUGAAAACGUAUCACUGUGAUAAAGGGUACAACUACUUCCACGCAAAACCUAAGAAAACAUUCGAUGCUCGAACAAGCAAAUCGGUCAACGCGCCAUGGUUGGAACUCCCUCCGAAAAAACAUGGUCACUAUAAAGAAACUUCGGGUUUAGAACAUGCGAACGAUACUUCUGCAAUGACUUCGUCACGUGAGGAAGAGCAAAAGAAUACCAGAAGCGGUCGAAAGCUGGAAGAUCGUCCGCGCUCUCGUAGCCGUAGAUCGUCCUUUUCCACUCCGAGGGCGCAUUCUCGAUCAUCUGAAAAUCCAGUUAUUACUGCUGUUCUAGACGGGAACAUAGACGAAGUUCGCAAAGCAAUUGAUGCCGGUUAUGAUGUCAAUCAACGUGACGAACUGAAACGAACGCCCCUUUUCAUCGCUGUAGAAGCGAAACGUUUGGAUAUUUGCCAAAUGCUCAUCGAGCGUGGAGGAGCAGUGAUCAAUGCCAAUUGCGGAUCCGAAUGCAACACAGCACUGCAUGUCGCCGUAUCGCAGGAGAACGAAGAAAUCGUGAGAUAUCUCCUAUCAAAGGGAGCUAGCAAAACGAUCCGUAAUAUCAGACAGGAAACGCCGUCACAAUUGGCUCAGCCUCGUUCACCUCUGCGUUCCUUAGUUGAGAAAUACCGUUCUCAUCCGAGACAGCCUUAUGUGGCUCGUUUGCCGGAUGUAUACAUUGUGUGUUAUUCUAAAGAGAUCAGAAAGUCAUUAACAUAUGGUGAACAAGCAACUCUCAACAAACUGAUCACGGUGGUUGAGUUCUGCGAUGAAGAAACAACUCACUACGUUGUAUCUGCUGACGCCAAUGGGGUUGCAAGUGUCGACGCUGAUCUUCUGAGAGCAAUGAUGCAGAAUACUCGUAUUAUGGGUGUAGACUGGCUGAAGGAGUGCAUUCGUGUUGGCAAAACUGUACCACAUUUGCAGUACGUCGAAGAUUUGAACCCAGGAAUUAUGACUAACAAAUGUUAUGAAGUUUCAAAACUACGAUACAUGGAGAACAAUGUCGUCUCAGACUCGCUGAGUCGAUGCAGAAAAAGUAAGGAGAAAAUGGAACCGAGCUUGUUCCAUGGAUGCGUGUUUUACCUCCUAUCCAAGAGAUACAAAGGCAUUGAUGACCGCCGUUUGCUACCUGACCUAGUGCGGCUCGGUGGUGGGGAUAUCGCCGUGUACGAACCACAGUUUAAGUCCACCAUGCUGCCGCCUUUCCAUGCACCUCAUCUCUCGUCACCAAUUUUUAUUGUUUACGAUGUCACAAGCACCGGCAAUAUCCCUAGUAAAUUCCAUCGAUCUCCGAAGGAGUAUAAUAUGGUAUCGGCGCAGUGGGUCAUCGAAUGUGUCAUGGAAUACACGAUCAAACCAGUUGCUUAG
Cooperia oncophora is the source of this 2307-nucleotide messenger RNA. The record is from the annotation of a GenBank genome assembly. Lineage: Eukaryota; Metazoa; Nematoda; Chromadorea; Rhabditida; Trichostrongylidae.